Molecule: messenger RNA, 3108 nt
Organism: Mus pahari (shrew mouse)
Lineage: Eukaryota; Metazoa; Chordata; Mammalia; Rodentia; Muridae
Gene: Kmt5c
Product: lysine methyltransferase 5C
Exons: 8
Coding region: 1060-2484 (474 amino acids)
Cellular component (GO): nucleus
Molecular function (GO): protein binding; histone H4K20 methyltransferase activity
Source: RefSeq, a predicted model, not a curated record
CCCCCCACCCCCGCCAAACCCCCAGUCCCGCCAGUCCUUCCUGACUUCCCUCCAUCUUUCUCUCCCUUCACAUCAUACUCCCUAUUCCUGGCUUUGUCUUUUCCCAGCUUCCAGGCUUUUUUCUAAGCACCCUCUUCAUUUAACCCAGAGCUGUUUUUUUCCAGAUCUUUCUCCCGGAGUGGCAGUACUCUGCCUCCUUGCUCUCUCCCAAAGCGCAGAAUUGUCAGACACACCACAGUGAGGGUACUGGGUAACCUGUCCCUCCAUUUUAUUUGAUUUUCUGAAUCUAUUUUUUUUCCCCUCUUUGCCUCCGACCCUUUUGUUUUGACUUGUUCCUUCUCUCCGUUCCGUUUCUUCCUUCUUCCUGUUUUUGUCCUCUUGAGGGCCUCCCUUUUGCUGGAAUCCUCCGAGAGGCAUUAGGUACUGGAUCCUUCUUCCCCUAAUGGCUGCCUGGGUUCCACCCACAACCUUUUGACCACUCCCCAGAGGAGGGUGACCUUGGAGGGAGGUGCUGAGGUCAAGAGAAUAUCAGCCUAGCAGGGGGUCAGCAAAGGCUGGCAAGAAGCUCAAAACAAGGAGUUGGGUUUCCCAUUUCCCUCGAUGAGAGUGGGCCAUCCCAACUCCCCCCUGCCACGCUAAGCCUUUGGAGUUACCUCAGAAGGCCAAUUAAUCUUCCUUACCUCUGGGUACACAGGGACCUGUCUCCUACAUGUGCACUUGGCAAAGUGGUCUUUGUGUGUGGUGACAUCCAUGAAAGUGUACAUGUCCUGGGAAGGUAGUGUGUGUGAUUGGGGGACAUGCAUCUGUUUUGCAAGAGGGGAGGGAAAUACUGUACAGGAGACUGUAUUUUUCUUAGGGUUUCCUCACUCGAAAGUACCUAUUGGGUGUCAUUCUCACAUAGAGCCCCGUGUCUCACAUAGAGCCCCGUGAAGUCAGUAUUGAUUUCCCCCCCCGUGCUCUCCUACAGAUAAGCAGGCUCUGGGGCCCACAGACACCCCAUGCAGCGUCUGAGCUGCACAUCCAUGCUCUGUGCCAGAGCAGCAUGGUUUUUAGAGCACCAUGGGGCCUGAGCGAGUGACAGCCCGAGAACUGUGCGAGAAUGAUGACUUGGCCACCAGCCUUGUUCUUGACCCCUACCUCGGCUUCCGCACCCAUAAGAUGAAUGUCAGUCCUGUGCCCACCUUGCGACGACAACACCACCUUCGCUCAGCACUGGAAGCUUUCCUACGGCAGCGGGACCUGGAGGCUGCAUUCCGGGCCCUGACACUAGGAGGCUGGAAGGCCCACUACUUCCAGAGCCGUGCCCCUCGACAGGAGGCUGCUCUCAAGACCCACAUUUUCUGCUACCUCCGCGCCUUCCUGCCCGAGAGUGGCUUCACCAUUCUGCCCUGCACCCGCUACUCCAUGGAGACCAAUGGGGCCAAGAUUGUGUCUACCCGUGCUUGGAAGAAGAAUGAGAAGCUGGAGCUGCUGGUGGGCUGCAUUGCAGAGCUGCGUGAAGAGGAUGAGUACCUUCUCAGGGCCGGGGAGAACGACUUCAGCAUCAUGUACUCCACCCGGAAAAGGAGUGCCCAGCUGUGGCUUGGCCCAGCUGCCUUCAUCAACCAUGACUGCAAACCCAACUGCAAGUUUGUGCCCUCAGAUGGGAAUACUGCCUGUGUGAAGGUGCUACGCGACAUGGAGCCAGGGGAUGAAGUGACUUGCUUCUAUGGCGAGGGCUUCUUCGGGGAGAAGAAUGAGCACUGCGAAUGCUAUACCUGUGAGAGGAAAGGCGAGGGAGCUUUCCGACUUCAGCCCAGGGAGCCUGAGCUGCGGCCCAAGCCCUUGGACAAGUACGAGCUCCGAGAGACGAGGCGGCGGCGUCUGCAGCAGGGCUUGGUCAGCAGCCCGCAGAGGCUGAGGAGCCUGUGGGCCUGCUCCCACCUGCCCCCACUGCGCCCCGACCCGUUCUGCGCUGCCUGCCAGCCCUCAUGCCUGCUGCCUGCCAGCCCCCACGUGGACUACUUGCCCCUCUGGCUCCAGUGGGUGCCUCAGCCCCAGCUCAAAGUACAUCCCAGGAAGCGGCGCCGCCGCCGCCGCCGCCGCCGUCGACCCAGGAUCCGCCAGGCUUCAUUACCCCCUGUCCUCCGCACUGCCUGCGUCCCCCUGCACCGAUGGGGAGGCUGUGGUCCCCACUGCCAGCUACGGGCUGAGGCCAUGGUGACCCUACAACUGCUCCCCAAGACUCGCUGGAUCCCACAACAGGACUGGUACUGGGCCCGGCGCUAUGGGCUACCUUCUGUGGUGCGUGUGGAACUUAGCCGCCUAGCCCUGCCAGCCCUGGCGGCUGCCCCUGCCCCUGCCCCUGCUGGGAACCCAGUCCCCGCUCCUGACUUCAUCCCUAAGCAGGCCCUUGCCUUUACCCCUUUCUGCCCGCCUAAGCGCCUCCGGCUAGUGGUCAGUCAUGGCUCUAUUGAUCUGGACAUCAAUAGCGGUGAGCCAUGACGCGCUGCUUGCAGGGAUGGAGUGCAGUCUCUCUCUUGGAGCCCUCCAGAAGGGAAGGAGGGAGCUGACCCAGGUCUGAUCUUGGGAGUGUGUUGUUUAGGACAUCCCUAGAGAGCUGAUCCUUGUUCUAUGAUUGCUGACCCCUGAGCCAGCUCCGACCCAGCAGGGAGCCCUGGCCAUUUGAUGUCCCAUCCCUGCCCCCACCUCAGGACUGUAGGAAUCCUCCUCCUCCUCCCUCAGCCUCUUCCUCCCAGGGAGCAAAGCCAUAAGGGUGUGGGGGGCCACUCCAUGGCAACUCUCCAGAAGGCCAGGCCUCAGGGGGUGGAAUUAACUUGGGGGUUUGCCUUCCCCUGAGCUGCUCCCACAGUGGGGAGUGAGUUGGCUCUCAGCUCUACAGUUGAUGGAGGUAGGGGUGGUCAGAUGAGGUGGGUGGUACCCAGGGGCACACCCUUGGCUCUGCCCCGUGGGUCUCAGGGAGGCCAGGUGUGACCUCAUCUUUUUCACGGUGCUAUCCCUGGUGCUACUGGGGUGUAGGGGAGGCUUCCUGUCCUCCCCACACCGGAAUGGGGGAUGGUGGGGGUUGGAAGAACUUGAACUUUUUAUUAAAAUAUUGUUAAGUCCUUA